Aethalodelphis obliquidens (Pacific white-sided dolphin) is the source of this 433-nucleotide messenger RNA. RefSeq names its product NADH:ubiquinone oxidoreductase subunit B1 (gene NDUFB1). Bases 184 to 360 code for a protein of 58 amino acids. The record is from RefSeq and is a predicted model, not a curated record. Gene Ontology annotation, cellular component: respiratory chain complex I; mitochondrion. The transcript has 3 exons. Lineage: Eukaryota; Metazoa; Chordata; Mammalia; Artiodactyla; Delphinidae.
AAGCUGGAGGAAGGAGGUGGCAUUUACACCGAGUCUCGUCACCUGGGGCCGAAGUUUUAUUUUUAAAGAAUUUACAAUGUGUUGAAGCUAAAAGAAAUAUGAGAAGAGUCAAGCAGUGAAGGAAGAAGAGGAAUAAUUUAUCGGAGCCACCCCUCCCUUCGAGCGGGCGCGGCGAAUGCAUUCAUGAUGAACUUACUUCAGAUUGUGCGUGACCACUGGGUACAUAUACUUGUCCCUGUGGGAUUUGUCGUUGGAUGUUACCUAGACAGAAAGAAUGAUGAAAAGCUAAUUGCCUUCCGGAACAAGAGUCUGUUAUAUAAAAGGGAAUUAACACCCAGUGAAGAAGUCACCUGGAAAUAAAGGCUGCUGCUGAAUUACAGAAUGUUCACAGUUUUUAAAUUAUAAGAGAAAUAAAAACACAUUCAUUACUUAA